CUUCAGUUGUUCGAUCGGGCGCCUAGUGCUAUAUAGCAAACAAAUUGGAUACGAAUAGGCAGUGCCUAAAUAUGGUUUACUUUAGUCCGCGUGGCAUGCAACCGUGUAGUCCAGCGGGUGUUAUUGCAAUGAUGCCGCCAUCCAAGAGCCCCAUUAUGGAAACCGCAGCCGACAGCAAUCAGGCCAAUAGCCAUGCCAACACAAUGACCACAAAUGUGACAGCCACCACAACAACAACGUCCAGUGAGCCGAAAGCUAGCAAUGCACGGGCGUGUCCUUUGAAAUUUUCAAUCGCUAAAAUUAUGGAGCCAGACAAUAGAGCUAUAGCGGCAACAACAACUACAGCAACAACAACAACAGCAGCAGUGGCAACAAGUUUUGUGGAGGAGUCCGAAGAUAAUGCCGAUGAUAAUAUUGAUGCUGAUUCGGAGCGCUCCUGCAGCCCCAUUGAGGUGGCCAGCGAUGUGGUCGAGGUAACUGUCGAUGUCAACUACGAUUCGGCCUUUAAGAAAUAUGUGCCCGGCUCGAGCAAUGCGCAGAAUGCUGUGAACGCCGCUGCCUCUGCCUCCACCACCACCUCCGCCUCAGCCUCUGCGGUGCAACAGUUCGUCAGCACUCGCCAUCAGGAGCUGCUCUCGCAAUACCCGCUGCUCUAUUACGCCCCCAAUCAGCUGAUGUGUGCCGCUGCCGCUGCGCAGUAUGCGGCGCUCACAGCCCAGCAACAGACUCUGGCCAGUGCGGCGCAUCUGAGCAGCUUCACCGCCUCCCUGAAUGCCAGUCUCCACACCCAGACGGCGCUGCGCCGCAACUUGGCCGCUGUGGCGCCGGGCCAUUCGCUGGCAGCUGCUGCAGCCGCCGCCGCAGCCGCUCAGAGCCACCAUCCACCGCUGCAGGCAACGCUGGAGAAGUCGCCCAUCGGUCAACGCUUGCAGCGCGAGAGCUAUGUGGGUCAGCAUGCCAGCUUGAAGCGCAAGCGGUCGCCUGCUUCUGCGAGCAACAGUGCUGUUCAUGGCGUGGUGACCCCUCCGCCUGCCGCCUCUGCCCUGACUGGCAGCUCCAAUGCACGCUCCCGCUCCCGCUCCGUUUCGCCGCACUCGCUGGACGACAGCAGUCCCGGCUCGGCCAAUGGGGGCAAGCCCAAGACCUUUAGCUGCCUGGAGUGCGGCAAAGUCUUCAAUGCUCACUACAAUCUGACGCGUCACAUGCCCGUGCACACGGGUGCUCGGCCGUUUGUGUGCAAGGUGUGCGGCAAGGGAUUCCGCCAGGCCUCGACGCUGUGUCGCCACAAGAUCAUACACACCUCGGAGAAGCCGCACAAGUGCCAGACUUGUGGCAAGGCCUUCAAUCGCUCCUCCACGCUCAACACCCACGCACGCAUCCAUGCUGGCUACAAGCCCUUCGUUUGCGAGUACUGUGGCAAGGGCUUCCACCAGAAGGGCAACUACAAGAACCACAAGCUGACCCACAGCGGCGAAAAGGCCUACAAGUGCAACAUCUGCAACAAGGCCUUCCACCAGAUCUACAAUCUAACCUUCCACAUGCACACGCACAACGACAAAAAGCCCUACACCUGCCGUGUCUGCGCCAAGGGCUUCUGCCGCAACUUCGAUCUCAAGAAGCAUAUGCGCAAGCUCCACGAACUGGGCGGCGUGGGCCUGGACGAUGACCUGGCACCGGCCUACGAGCGCAGGCGGGAGUACACGCGGCGGGAGCCGCUCUCAUCACAUUCCCCCAGAAGUUAUAGCCAUGCCAGUCAGCUGACGCCCGACUCCUCCGCCGGCAGUCUGUCGCCGCCCAUCAACGUAACCACGCCCCCUCUCUCCAGUGGCGAGGCCAGCAAUUCUGGCUGGCACAAGAGCGGCCACUACCAGACCUUGGGCAGUGCGGCUCCACCCUCCUCCGCAGGACAUUUUCAUCAUCUGCAAGCGGCGCCCGCGAGCGCCUUGCACGGUGACUAUUCGGCCAGCUCGGCCUUUCUACAUUUGGCCAAUGCUGCUCACCAUCCACUAGGCCAGCCGCAGCAACAUCAGCACCACCAACAGCAGCAGCAGCAGCAGCAACAACAACAGCAGCAACGUCUGUCCGCUGCUGCAGCCGUCUCGGCCAUGGAAAACGUGCCCUUCAUAGCCAAAGUGUUUUGACAGCGAUACUAUGCCGAUAGCUUGGGCAGCAAUGGGCUCGUGACGGCGGCCAUCACAUCGACAACAACAACGACAACUAGCAGGGCUACGACGGUGUCGCCGGUUGCCGGCUGCCGCAACACGCUGCUCAUCGAUUGACUGCAAUUUGUGGCAGCCACGGCGGCUGCCAACUCAGCCGGUCCAGAGUCGCAAUUCGAAGCGAAAUCGGAGACGGGCCCGCCGGCACCUUUGGGCUCCCCCGAGCUUAG
This is a messenger RNA of Scaptodrosophila lebanonensis, 2389 nucleotides long. RefSeq names its product fez family zinc finger protein erm. NCBI's taxonomy places the organism in Eukaryota, Metazoa, Arthropoda, Insecta, Diptera, Drosophilidae. The record is from RefSeq and is a predicted model, not a curated record. The transcript is spliced from 2 exons. The coding region runs from base 72 to 2141 and encodes 689 amino acids.